GGAACUAGGCGGUUUGCGUGAAUUGCAGGAGUUUGACAGAAACAGACGGCGACGUCUCGGAGGCAGAGUGUAUGGCCGAGGCCGUGAAGCCCCGCCGGGCCAAGGCCAAGGCCAGCCGGACCAAAGGCAAGGAAAAGAAGAAACAUGAAGCACCUCAGACUUCUGAUGAAGUUUCCCUUCUCGAGACUUCUAGAGAGCAGGAAAUCCCGUCUCUAGCUUGUGAACUCAAAGGAGAUGAUCUGAAGGUGUCAGCUGAUUCCCAGCUCCACAAAGAUGUCAGUGGAUGGAAUGAAAGUGAAAUGUUUGAUAUACCACUCACCUCCUUGACUGUAGGUGAUGAAGGGUCCCUGAUACGUGACACAGAGGACCUGAAAGAAAGGGGGGAGAUCAGAGCCCAUGAUGGAGAUGAUGAAAUCAAGAUGAAGGUCGACCCUGGAGACAACGUUAGAACUACAGUUGAACCUUCCAAGAACUUUACAGAGGGAGAGGAAAGCACACUAAUACAACAGGGAUCUUCAGAAAGCACACCACAGUUUGAUUUUCCCUGUACUCAGCAGGAAAUGGGAAGUUUACAAGUCAGAGAAACUCAGACUAGGAAAGAUGAAGAAGCCAUUGGUUGUUCAAAGGUGCUUCAGAAUGCUAGCUUGCACAGUUCUUAUGAAGCCAAAGAAGUUUCUCAGUCACCUAGAGUGAGGAAAUUGUAUCCUGAGUUGCCAGCUGAAAUUGUGGAAGUACCAUCUUUGGUGGUGGUGAAGCCCUUGCUCUGUAGUGAGCGACUCUACCCAGAACUCCCUUCUCAACCAGAGCUAGUACCAUUUACUAAAGAACAGCUAAAACUCUUGGAGCCUGGUUCAUGGCUGGAAAAUGUUGAGUCAUAUGUAGAAGAAUUUGACAGCAUUGCUCAUCAGGAUAGGCAUGAGUUUUAUGAGUUACUCUUGAACUACUCACGAUGCAGGAAGCAAUUGCUGUUGGCUGAAGCUGAGCUCCUUACUCUGAUGUCAGAUUGCCAGAACGCCAAAAGUCGACUGUGGAACUUUAAGGAUGAACAAAUGGCUGUACAGGGUAUCUGUGCAGAUCAAGUGAAAGUUUAUGGCCAUCACCACUACCAGAGAGUAGAGAUGAAUGAAAGUGUCCUGGGAGAACUGAAGAAGCUAUUUGAUGCCAAAUCUGAGCACCUCCACCAGACGCUGGCCCUGCAUUCUUACACUUCUGUGCUCUCGAGGUUGCAAGUGGAGUCGUACAUCUACACGUUGCUCAAUAGCUCAGCUGUUCUGAGAUCUUUAGCAGUUUAUCAGCAAGACCAAGUUUCUAAACUGACAGAAAGCAUCCCCUCUGACGUGUGUCAGCUGAAGGAGUGCAUCAGUGUCUUGUUCAUGUUCACCAGGAGAGUGAGUGAAGAUGCCCAGUUCCAUGAAGACAUCCUUCUCUGGCUGCAGAAACUAGUGUCGGUGUUACAAAGAGUUGGCUGUCCUGGAGAUCACUUCUUCCUUCUCAACCACAUUCUUCGCUGCCCAGCUGGCGUCAGUAAGUGGGCCGUUCCUUUCAUACAGAUCAAAGUGUUGAAUAACCCUUCAGGGGUCUUUCAUUUUAUGCAGUCCCUUGCCCUGCUGAUGUCUCCUGUCAAAAAUCGAGCAGAGUUUAUGUGCCACAUGAAGCCCAGUGAGCGGAAGCCAUCGUCUUCAGGGCCUGCAUCUGGGAACUGGACACUCGUAGAUGAGGGGGGAGAAGAGGAUGAAGACCCUGAGACCAGUUGGAUUCUACUUAAUGAAGAUGACUUGGUCAUCCUUUUGUCCCAGUUUCCCUUUCAUGAACUCUUUCAACAUCUUCUUGGGUUCAAAGCAAAAGGUGAUUAUUUACCUGAAACAACGAGGCCUCAAGAGAUGAUGAAGAUUUUUGCCUUUGCCAACUCAUUAGUGGAACUCCUGGCUGUGGGGUUAGAAACCUUUAACAGAGCCCGCUACAGGCAGUUUGUGAAGCGCAUUGGCUACCUGAUAAGGAUGACCCUUGGCUAUGUCAGUGACCACUGGGCGCAGUAUGUGAGCCAUAGCACAGGCAUGGGAUUAACACUACAGCCCUACUCUGUGGAGAAACUGCAGAUUGAAUUUGAUGAGCUGUUUCUCAGAGCUGUUCUACAUGUCCUGAAAGCCAAAAGACUUGGCAUUUGGCUGUUUAUGUCUGAGAUGCCCUUUGGCACGCUCUCGGUCCCAAUGCUCUGGAAGCUCUUCUACCUCAUGCACCAGGCGGAGAGUGGGAGCCUGCAGCACCUCUGUGCCUCCCUGCAGCCGGCCGAGUGCAAGAGGCAACUCCAAGACCCAGAACAUUUUGUGAACUUGGAGAAGUAUCUUUCUUCCAUGAACAGCUCAGAAGAGAUUUGCCUUCUGACGACCUUUGCUCAGAUGGCUCGGGCCAGAAGAACCAAUGUAGAUGAGGACUUCAUAAAAAUUAUUGUUCUGGAGAUAUAUGAGGUAUCUUAUGUCACCCUGUCCACCAGAGAGACUUUUUCAAAGGUUGGUCGAGAACUUUUGGGGGCCAUCACAGCUGUUCACCCUGAGAUUAUUUCUGUCCUUUUGGAUAGAGUGCAAGAAACCAUUGACCAAGUUGGAAUGGUUUCUUUAUACUUGUUUAAAGAAUUGCCAUUGUAUCUCUGGCAACCUUCUGCCUCUGAGGUAGCUGUGAUUCGGGAUUGGUUAUUGAAUUACAGCCUGACAGCAGUGAAGAACAAGUUGGCCUGUGUGAUCCUAGAAGGACUGAACUGGGGAUUUGCUCAACAGGCUACCCUUCAUUUGGAUCAGGCAUUGCACACUGAAGUAGCCUUGCUGGUUCUCGAGGCUUAUCAGAAGCACCUCUCACAGAAGCCCUAUGCUGGUCUUAUUUCUGAAAGUAUGAAACAGGUUUCAUACCUGGCCAGUAUUGUUCGAUAUGGAGAGACUCCUGAGACCUCAUUUAACCAGUGGGCCUGGAAUUUGAUCUUGAGGUUAAAAUUACACAAAAAUGAUUUUGGAGCACAGCAGAAUUGUCCAGUUGUUCCCUUCUCCAGCACAGUACCUGACAUGACAGAAUCACCCGUGUUUCAUCCUCUCUUGAAGGCUGUGAAGUCAGGCAUGCCCAUUGGCUGCUAUCUUGCCUUAGCUGUGACAGCUAUUGGCCACAGCAUUGAGAAGUUCUGUGCGGAAGGUAUCCCACUGUUGGGAAUUCUGGUCCAAUCAAGGCAUUUGAGAGCAGUGGUCCAUGUCCUAGAUAAGAUUCUACCCAUGUUCUACCCUUGCCAGUAUUACCUUCUGAAGAAUGAGCAGUUUAUGUCAAACCUCCUCCUCUUCCUACACUUGGACAGUGGUGUUCCUCAGGGUGUCACGCAGCAGGUUACCCACAAGGUGGCGCAGCAUCUGACAGGAACCAGCCAUGGGGACAACGUGAAGCUUCUUAAUAGCAUGAUCCAGGCACACAUCGGUGUGAGCACGCAGCCUAAUGAAGUGGGUCCUGUGGCUGUGUUGGAGUUCUGGGUCCAGGCUCUCAUUAGCCAGCAUCUCUGGUACCGAGAACAGCCUGUUCUCUUCCUCAUGGACCACUUGUGUAAAGCAGCUUUUCAGUUGACACAGGAAGACUGUGUGCAGAAAUUGCUCUACCAACAGCACAAGAACGCUUUGGGUUACCACUGUGACCGAAGUCUGCUCUCUUCUUUGGUGAACUGGAUUGUGGCAGGCAACAUCACGCCUUCCUUUGUGGAGGGCUUGUCCAUGUCCACGCAGGUUUGGUUUGCAUGGACUGUGCUGAACAUGGAAUCCAUCUUUGAAGAGGACUCUCAGCUCCGAAGAGUUGUUGAAGGGGAAUUGGUUAUAAAUGCUUUUACCCCUGACCAAGCUCUAAAGAAAGCCCAGCUCCAGCUGAAGCUGCCCAUCGUCCCAUCCCUGCCGAGAAUGAUGAUUUAUCGCUGGGCCCACCAGGCUCUGGCCACACCUUCUGAUCAUCCUCUUCUGCCACUCAUUUGGCAGAAGUUCUUCCUCCUGUAUCUUCACCGCCCAGGACCACAAUAUGGGUUACCCGUAGACGGUUGUAUUGGAAGAAGGUUUUUUCAAAGUCCCUCGCAUAUCAAUUUGUUGAAAGACAUGAAGAGACGCCUGACUGAAGUGGCUGACUUCCACUAUGCUGCAAGCAAGGCCCUCCGUGUUCCAGCAGAGGGCAGCGAAGGGACAGCAGAGCAGCAGGCUGGUACCCCUGGUUACCUGACUUCUCCAGAGCUGCACAGGGAGCUAGUGAGGCUCUUCAAUGUAUAUAUAUUAUGGCUAGAAGAUGAAAAUUUUCAAAAAGGAGAUACCUAUAUUCCUUCUUUACCAAAGCAUUAUGAUAUUCACAGGCUAGCAAAAGUAAUGCAGAAUCAGCAGGACCUGUGGAUGGAGUAUUUGAAUAUGGAGCGCAUACAUCAUGAGUUCCAGGAGACAGUUGGUCAGUGGACACAGGCCAAGCUCCAGUCGCCUUCGCCAUCCUGCAGCUCUUCAGCACAACUGGAUUUCACUGAUCCUUUGCUGGCUAAAGAAAGGGUUCUAAGUAACUUACGGAAGCAUGAGGCCCCCCAUCCUCCUCUUGUUUUGCACCCCGUGAGGCCUCCUGUGCCUCUCAUUCCCUCCGCUGUGCUGUUGAGUCAGAAGGACACCACCCAGCUCAUGUACACAGACCUGAACCUGUUGCAGCAGCACGCCAGAACUGCUGCUCUCCGAGAGUCUCAGCAGGUUGCCCUGGACGGCGAGCUGUUGGAGACCAUGCCCAAACAGUACGUUAACCGAGAAGAGCAGACCACCCUGCAUUUGGAGUGCAGAGGCAGUGCUGGGAAGAAGUGCCAAGGAGCAGCAGUCGUGACAGUCCAGUUUGAAGGGAUGUAUAAGAAUGAAGCAGUAAGCCAGCAGAUUCACGUUCUGCAAAAAGAAGUAAGGCAGUUCCAAGCAGAAGCUGCUCAGCCUCCUGCACUUAACGUUGUGGAAGCUGCUGUGCAUGCAGAAAACCUGAUCACGGCCUUAGUGAAUGCUUAUAAGUUACAGCCUACACCUGGGGUUCAGAAGAUUGGCAUCAGCCUCUUCUUUACUGUUGUGGACUAUGUCAGCGAAGAGACCCAGCGCCAUCCUCCUACGAGGCAGUUCUUCACGUCCUGCAUCGAGAUCUUGGGACAGGUGUUUAUCAGCGGCACUAAAUCGGAAUGCAGGAAGGUGCUGCAGACCAUUCUGAAGAACAGGCGUCUCUGCUCUCUGCUCUCCCCUUUCUUCACUCCCAAUGCUGCGCCGGCUGAGUUCAUCCAGCUGUAUGAGAAAGUGGUGAAGUUUCUAAGUGAGGACAACAGUGAUAUGAUUUUCAUGCUGCUCACCAAGUUCGAUGUUAAGCAAUGGUUAAACGCCACUAAACCUCCUCUGUCUGAUCGUACCAGGCUUCUGGAGUCCAUUCACUUGGCACUUACUGCCUGGGGCCUUGAACCAGAUGAAGAUAUCUUGAUGCCAUUUAAUCUAUUCUGUAAGCACUGGACUCACCUUCUACUCUACCAGUUCCCUGACCAGUACAGUGACGUUCUCAGGCUGCUGGUGCAAAGCUCUGCAGAGCAGUUGCUGAGUCCUGAGUGCUGGAAAGCCACUUUGAGAGCCCUGGGCUGCUCUGCCCCAAGCAGCCAGCAGGGGGCAGCUUCUGCCGAGAGCUCUGUGCUUCACAGUGCCUCAGAUGUUCUCUUGUCAGACAAGCAGGUAACGGAGACCAUCCAGUGGCUUUCUGACUUCUUUUAUAAGCUUCGGUUAUCCAAGCUGGACUUUAAAAGCUUUGGAUUAUUCUCGAAAUGGACCCCUUAUAUGGCUGAUGUGAAGACAUUUUUGGGAUAUCUUGUGAAAAGGCUGAUUGACUUAGAAAUCGCCUCCUUGGCCCAAGACCCAACUGCCAGCAGCAGAGAAGUGCUAAGAUCCCUGCACUCCCAGAUCAUCCAGCUUUUUAAGCCUUGGAUCCUGGUUUUAGAAGACAGUGAAAGCAGCCAGCAGCGACAUUACCCCUGGCUGGAGAGUGAUGCUGUGGUGGCCUCCAGCAUCGUGCAGCUCUUCACUGACUGCGUUGGCUCACUGCAUGGGAGUUUUAAAGACAAGCUAUUGCCAGGUGACGAAGGAGCCCUGCGGUUGCACCUGCUGCAUUACUGUGAAGCAUGCACAGCACCCAAGAUGCCAGAGUUCAUUCUCUACACUUUUCAUAAUGCAUAUCAGAAUCUCGAGUGGAAGGACCUGCACCCUGACCAGAGGCUCAUGGAGGCCUUCUUCAAGGUGGAACGUGGAAGCCCCAAGAGCUGUUUCUUGUUUUUGGGGUCUGUACUCUGCAGAGUCAACUGGGUUAGUGUGCUGUCUGAUGCCUGGAAUCCCAGUCCCCUUCCUGAAACCCAGAGCAUGGUUGUCUGUCUCCUUUUCAUGAUGAUUUUACUGGCAAAGGAAGCUCAGCUGGUCGAUCAGACAGAUUCACCUUUAUUAAGUCUUCUUGGACAGACCAGCUCACUCUCAUGGCAUCUUGUGGACCUCGUGUCCUACCAGAGCGUGCUGGGUUAUUUCAGCAGUCAUUACCCACCAUCCGUCAUCCUGGCCAAAGACUGUUCUGCUGAACGCAUCGUGAAGCUCUUGAAAGUGUCUGCAGGACUCUCUGUUCCUGCUGAUGGCCAGAAGCAUCGCGACAUAGUUCCAAAGUGCCAAGCUUUCACUCGUCAGAUGGUUCAGUUUCUCAGUGCCCUGGAGCAGUCUGGAAAAGUCACUUUCCCAGUCCUGGAGCAGGAAAUAUCUAAGCUCUUAGAUGAUAUCAUUGUCUUUAACCCACCCGACAUGGACAGCCAGGCCCGCCACAUGGCCCUCAGCAGCCUCUUUACGGAAGUCCUAAUGAUGAUGAACAAUGCAACUAUCCCAACAGCAGAAUUCCUUGCUGGCAGUAUUCGGACCUGGAUUGGCCAAAAAGUGCACGGGUUGGUAGUGCUGCCCCUUUUAACAGCAGCCUGCCAAAGCCUGGCAUCAGUCCGCCACAUGGCUGAAACCACAGAAGCCUGCAUCGCUGCCUACUUCAAGGAAGGCUCCCUCAAUCAAAAUUUAGGAUGGGGCCCCAUUCUGGUGUCCCUUCAAGUUCCUGAGCUCACCAUCCAAGAGUUUCUGCAGGAAUGUUUAGCCCUGGGCAGUUGCUUGACUCUCUAUGUCUACCUGCUUCAGUGUCUAAACAGUGAACAGACUCUGAGGAACGAGAUGAAGGUGCUUCUCAUCCUAAACAAGUGGCUGGAACAGGUGUACCCAAGCUCCGCGCAGGAAGAAGCAAAGCUGUUUCUGUGGUGGCAUCAAGUCCUACAGCUGUCGCUGGUUCAGGUGGAGCAAAACGACUCGGUCCUGACAGAGUCCAUCAUCCGGAUCCUGCUCAUGCUGCAGAGCAGGCAGAGCCUUAUGGCCGAGGAGAGGCUCAGCUCUGGGAUCCUGGGGGCUAUUGGCUUGGGCCGGAAAUCGCCCUUGUCCAACAGGUUCCGUGUGGUUGCCCGAGGCAUGGCCGCCUUCCUGUCAGUUCAGGUGCCUGCAGAAGACCAGAUUCGUCUGAAGCCUAGCUCCGAAUUACAUCUGACUCCAAAAGCUCAGCAGGUGCUGACUGCUCUUGAAUCCAUGACACUCAGUAAGCAGUAUGUGGAAUACCAGGAUCAGAUACUGCAAGCUAUACAGUUCAUAAAGCAUCCUGGCCAUUGCCUUCAGAAUGGGAAAAGCUUCCUGGCUCUUCUUGUCAACUGUCUCUAUCCAGAAGUGCAUUAUUUAGACAACAUACGAUAGUGAUGCCGAAGCCCUCCGAGACCCUCUGCUCUGGGCGUCCGUCCAUCACUUUCACUGUUGCACAUGUACCUUUGUUCAGUUUCACCGCAGAGCUCAGUUCUGCCAGGAACUUGAUCAAGGUGCAGGUUGGGAGGCGUUAGAUAGUUCUGGCUGUAUGUUUGUCUCUUGUUGUCCAGAGACUUGUUAGAUUUUGUGUUCUUCCACAGUGAACCUAAGUUCUGCUGAGUACAGAGCCACUCACAUUUGGGAAAUGUGCCAGUCAACUCCCUAAGAACUACAGAUAGAGCUUUUGAUAUGUCUGCACUUCUGUCUCCCUGCUUUGUAGAAAUGUCAAGACUCCUAUGCCAGAUCUGACUACUUUGGGAGUCAUGAAGAGCCCUCUUUUGGACUCCGUUUGUAUUCUUCCAAUGUAAAAAAAAUCAACUUGGAAAAUGUCUGCAUUUCUUAAAUGUGGGGAAAUACACCAGCUUACAAGUAUUAUGUUAUUUCUCGUAGAGUAGAGAUAAUACACUGAAUUAAGUCAGGAGUGGUGGUGCACACCUGUAAUCAGCACUCGGGGGCUGAAGUAGGAGGAUCAUAAGGGUGGGGCAGUGUGGGGUGCGAUCGAGUAUCUCAACAAGCAAAACAAAACAGUCAUACAGAAGACAUGUCACUUAGCCCUGGCCACAGUGGACAGCAGAGACGGUGACACAUCCGUUUUCAGCUGCAUGUCCUCCGGAAGUGUGCCUUUCUGAUUGACGUGGUAGCCUGUGCACGACAGCUGCUGUGCACAGGUGUGUCUUGUUUGGUCCAUGUGGUGGGAGUGCAAACAGCACUGACGCCGCCACCGUGGCUACGAGAGCGCUCUAUUCCCUUGAGACUCCUCAUUCACAUCGUUUUAUUGGCUCUGUCUGCGGAAGUCCCCAACUCCUGACGUAUGUCAGCACUCUCUGCAGGCCUACUGUCAAGGGACACUGGGUCUUUGUCCUUCUUCCCUUGGUUAAGUUUAGGUGAAACUCACAGACAUGCUGGAUGCAUGCCCAGGGAGAAGGGCCAGGUCGGGGGAUCUGAGAAAUCUGGCUGUGGUGAGCAGCCCCGUGCUUCUGUCACUGUUGACAGUCCGUCUGCAUUGCCAAAGCCUGUCUGGCACGCUGCCGGGUUCCCUCGACAUCUCUUGCUCAUGUCACUUCCUGCAGGAGUUAGAAAUUAGACUUCUAUCAAUAUAUUUAUAAUUCUCAAAGUGGCCCCAAACCAAUUUUGUUUGUUCAGCUUAAAAUAUACCUUUGUUUUUAUAGGUCAUGGCUCAGAGAUACUUGUAUAAAAUCUCUGGAUGGCCACCAAGCGCCUUGAGUAGAGAUGGGGUUUACCGUUAGUGGGGUGCUGCCCCUUCAUUGGAAGCUUUCGGGAAUUCUUCUUACUGAGAACAACUCUGCCUGGUUGACAUGCCUUGGAACACUGAUGAAGAAUGUCCCUAUUCAGUGUCACAAAGUGUCAUUGCACAGGGAUAUGUCUCAGCCUUCUUUGCCUCUCUCUGUUUCCCAAAUCAGUCAUCUUCCCUCCGAGGAGAAGAAAACUUGAGACGUGGUAGACAGUUGAGCAAGCAGCAGUGAUUCUGUGACCAGGAAGUACUGUUUGUGUGUGGUUUCUCUGAGGAGAGCCAAGUUCCCAGUACCCUAGAAUGUGAAAUGUUUGAGUGAUAGUGUAUACAUUUUAGAGAACCAAUUAAUUUUGCAAGUUUGUAAUAUGUGUAAAUUUUGUCUGUAAAAAGCAUAAACAAUAAAAUCAACUUUUGAUUAUAACUGAUGAUUCUGAAUUGAAGGCUAAUGUAGAUUUUUUAUGCCUGAUAUUAAAUUUAUUUGGCUUUGUGACUAGUCAGUGAAAGUGCUGCUUUUUCAUCCUUGCGUAAUAUCUGAGAGUGCUCAGAUCCUAGGAGCAGCACUGGGCUGGGUGCUCUAAAGAUGUGAAACAAUGCAGAACAAAGAAAGCGCCCGCACACAGCCUGGCUCGCUGCUUCAAGGAUGGACCAGGCUUUGCUAGGACAGGGGUUCACUCCCAGAGUGCAAAGCCAUGGCAUCAGAGACAGUGACGAGCACUUGACGUCCUGUUCAACAAGGUCAAGGUCUGAGCAAUGUGGAUGGUGGACCAUUGAAGGCUCAGAGGCUCCUGCACCACGGCAUCAAGUCCUUCCAGGAACAGAAGGGGAGUUUUGAUCUCAUUGGAAGUGCCUCUGCCUCUCCAGUCAUCACUCACCACCCCGGGGUGCACACAUGGGGCAGAGACAUUGCUUUGGCCUUCCAUCUCCUUGCUCUACAACCUCACUAGACAGGAGAAGGCAGAGGCUGUUUCUUUUGGCAGAGAGGUCCUGUGGCUGUCAGUACAGUGUGAUAAUGGCUGUGAUACAUAUACUUGUGUCUUUAUACAUUUCUAAAGCUCUUGCACACUUGACCUUGCCUCUAGACUUGACUGGUAUCUUGCUGGUUAAGUGUUCCACCUCUCCUGUAUUGUGCCCAAGUCAUUUGGUUCUUUGGUGUCAGAAGAUGUGAAAUGUUGAUGCUCCGCCUAAAUUAGCCAGCAGUCUUGCUCCACCAAGGCCAAUCAGUCUAAGCCCUGGUAUGUCCAAGCUCUUCAUCUGAAUCAAGGUGCUGAUACUGAUUUUCAAAGAUGUGUAUUUGAAAAAUUACUCCUAAAGUGGGAAGCCAAUGUCUAGAAUCAUGGACAGAGUCAGUACAUUAAAUACCUCAAUCUCCUCAGUGGGGACCCUCAACUUCUCUACCUGGCCAGUGUCUUGGAGUCCACUGCUGGCCCAGCCUCACCUAUGCUCGGGCUCUCUGGUUCUGCUUAUCUUGAGCCAGAACAAUUCCUGGUGACCUUGCCUAUUGGUUGUGGAUCUGCCUGGAACACCUGGGCACGGCCUGUUCUCUUUCUCUUAGUAUACCUUGAGACAUUUCCCCUUGCCACAUCUCUGACCUCUUCUACCCUUACCCCUUAGUCCUCUCCAGGUCCAUGCUCAGAAUUCUUAGUACUCUUCAAACAUGAUAUCCAAUAAAACUGCUUUGUGGGGGCAAAGUGCCCAAAUCAGUCCACACUGCUGUGCCAAGGAUUAGUAGUGCCUGAACUAUGAUAAGACAAACAGAGCACCUGGGAACAUGUUUCACUUGGCACUCACAGGUGCAGGGAGAGAACACAUCUCUGUCUUUCUUAUUUGUGGUGCUUUUGCUGCCUUUUUCUAGUCCCUGCCCCAGUAUUGUCGUACUCCUGUAGGCCAGGCAGUGCAAAUCCCUCUAAUACACACUGGGGCAGCAUCCGCUCCCAUUGUGUUCUGUAGUUGGCACAUUAACCUAGCAUUGAGUUAAACUGUAGACCCUUUAAUAACAGUCACUGCCCAAGACCAGGUUUGUGGAGCAUCUACUUGGUGGGCGCCAAUGAUCAGGCUCUUUGAACCUCAUCCUUGCUCACUUCUCAGCUUACUUUGAGGUAAUAGCUGAUCACGGUAGGUGAGACUCUUGACUUAGAGCCAGGCCCUAAACAGAUUCUUCUGCUCCACCAGGGCGCUCCUGUUUUUGAGCAUGCAAGGGAUCAUGUGGCCAGAAGCAGGUCACGUGCUUAGUGAGUUUCCUUCAUUCUACACAGGUUCCUCAUUCCUCUUGAGAAUAACUUGGAAAAAAAUCUAUGCUACUCCGAUUUUAGUAAUAAGAGUGCUAAGGAAUGUUAGUUAUACCUUGUUUUCAAUGCAUUGUGUAAUACCACUGAGCACUGAGGGAAUUUUUCUUUCAGUGGUUUAAGAUGACCUAGUGGCGAUCAGUACUGACAGUCUUCUUGGCUUGUCUAGUGUGACCUUUAAAACCACAGUUUUAUUUUGGUCAUUAACUGUGCAAUAUUUACUUCUGAUUCAUUGUUUAAUAUUUUCUGUGCUUGUAUGAAGGACACAUUUUUGUCUAAUGGUGAGAAAUGGAAGAUGUGAGACUUAGUGAAGUGAAAAUCUGCAAAUAAAGAACAUUGUGAUUUA
This is a messenger RNA of Peromyscus californicus insignis, 11775 nucleotides long. It is a transcript of the gene Epg5, whose product is annotated as ectopic P-granules 5 autophagy tethering factor. Gene Ontology annotation, cellular component: cytoplasm. The transcript is spliced from 44 exons. The record is from RefSeq and is a predicted model, not a curated record. Bases 72 to 7790 code for a protein of 2572 amino acids. Lineage: Eukaryota; Metazoa; Chordata; Mammalia; Rodentia; Cricetidae. Gene Ontology annotation, biological process: autophagosome maturation.